Molecule: messenger RNA, 933 nt
Organism: Helianthus annuus (common sunflower)
Lineage: Eukaryota; Viridiplantae; Streptophyta; Magnoliopsida; Asterales; Asteraceae
Exons: 5
Coding region: 387-800 (137 amino acids)
Source: RefSeq, a predicted model, not a curated record
UUCGUAAUUGUGACCAGGGAAGCGGUAGCAACAUUAUAAUUCAAUUUAAGGGUUGAAUUGCCACCGUAUUAGUGACCAUGUAAUUUGAGCGGGAUUAUUUUUACUUUUAGGGCGCCAUAUAUUAUCUAUAAUUAACUCACAUAACUGGCCUCUUCCGUAAUUAGGGUUUUCCAUCAAAUGAAUCGAAGAACUGGAACUUUGCAGAAGUUGCUACUGCAGGAUUGAGGUUCUGUUUGUGCUUUUGACAGCCGGAGUUUUUUUCAUAAGAAAGACCUUUUAGAGUGUCAUGAUCAUGUGGAAAACCGGGCCCGAGCUGGAACUGCGACAACCCGUGCUGCGUGACGCCGGUUCUGAUCACGAGCCCGGUUGGCAAAACAGUAGCCGACAUGAUCAGGUUGGGUCAAUUCGGGUCAGAUGAAGCUAUUAGAUGUUGUCACGAUUGCUUAUCGGCUCUAUCGACAGCUGGCACUGCUGGCAUUAGAUAUGGCGACAUUAGACCCGAAAAGGCGAAAACAGUAAGGUGUUCAAGCAAGAGGGUUCAUAUUUGGUCCUCCUAUUGCAUUGGCUCUUGGCGAGAAAUUUGUUCCCAUCAGAAAACCCAACAGAUUGAAAAGUUGAACUUAGUUAUCAAGGAGCUCGUUAAGGAAAAAGAUGAAGAAAAAGAUGAAGAAAAAGAAACGUUCAAUGGAAUUAUUGCGGCGUUGUUGGCUGACAAAGAAAAAGAUAAGGGGGAUAAAGAUGCGUUGCUUGAUAGGAUGUCACAAAUUGAAGCUAUGUUAACAACUGCAGUUCGAAGAUAGGCUAUAAACACUUGGUUUUGAAUGUUUAUAUGUUUAAUCUUAUUAGGAUAAUUUUAGUUAGUUUAUAUUUUAGUUGGUAUUUUUUAUAUGCUUUUGAAAACAAGAUAUUUUAUAUAAUUUUGGGAUUUUAUUA